Messenger RNA from Punctularia strigosozonata HHB-11173 SS5, 1035 nucleotides. RefSeq lists its product as uncharacterized. The record is from RefSeq and is a predicted model, not a curated record. Lineage: Eukaryota; Fungi; Basidiomycota; Agaricomycetes; Corticiales; Punctulariaceae. The transcript has a single exon. The coding region runs from base 1 to 1035 and encodes 344 amino acids.
AUGCCCAUAGUCAUUCUUUUCAAGACCCUCCUUUCACUAUUCCUCAUCAUAUCAAUAUGGGCUUGCCUACUGAUACUGGUGGCCCUCGGAUCCGUCUACUGUACGGUCUCCACCAUCAGGACGAUUCUUCUCUCUAUGCCUCGAUCUGGUUCAGAAAGCGCUCUACUCGUCAGGGAUAAGGCGGCUGGUCCCGUACGUGGUUAUGGGGUUAUACCGAUCACGGGCGGGGCGCAUACAGCUUCAUCGUUGAGCCAGUGGAUAACCACCCGAUAUGCUGGCGGAGAGCCGUCUGUGCGCCCGGAACCGCUCGGUCUUCUCGGAUGUACUCCUGGAGCGCGCCUGGACGACUUUCAAACCCGAGAUCGAAUUCUACGAUCCGCUCCGGCCAAAGAUGAUCUACACCCCGUAUCAGCACAUCCAUCAGAAUCGAGACUUAUCUCAGCAUCCGCGUCCCUGCCAGUCUACUUGUUUCCCGAGUCCAUAGACAAGCUACAGCUCGAUGAUCAGCUGCAGCAGGCGACACCGGACAGACUGCGCGCGCACCUCAUCACCUUGGCAAGAAACCACAACUCGACGGUCCUCGCGUCGCCGCCUCGCAGUUCGAAUCCAGGCUCUGGCUCCACGGAGUAUCUGCCCACCCGCCAGGUUUCCCAGUCUCGCCGUGUCCCUCUCGCUCGUCGUCCAGUCUCGCUCCAGGUGCUGCAUGAACACGCUCGUGUGGCCGGCUUCCAGUCUCUGGCGUCACCGAACCCGUCCAUGUCGCCAGAAAUGCACGCUGGCGUACCACGUGGACCCAGUCGUUUGCCUCUGCGAUCCUUCUCGCUGCCUGCUUCUCCGCUGCUGGCUGAUGCCCAGUCUACGACCACGGGUGAAACAGCAAGUACAACGUCGACGACGCCCCGUACCGAAUGCGCCGUCUCUGUUUUCCUGCACGACGAAUAUAGCAUCCCCCGAGAACCGUAUGUCGAGCAGAAGAAGCGCCGCUUGCGGCCACUAUCGCUGGCUUCCCUUCAUCCGAUCUCCCCGCCGAUGUAG